Talaromyces rugulosus is the source of this 744-nucleotide messenger RNA. RefSeq lists its product as uncharacterized. Gene Ontology annotation, biological process: intracellular copper ion homeostasis; intracellular iron ion homeostasis; positive regulation of transcription by RNA polymerase II. The record is from RefSeq and is a predicted model, not a curated record. The transcript has 3 exons. Gene Ontology annotation, cellular component: nucleus. Gene Ontology annotation, molecular function: DNA-binding transcription factor activity, RNA polymerase II-specific; copper ion binding; RNA polymerase II cis-regulatory region sequence-specific DNA binding. NCBI's taxonomy places the organism in Eukaryota, Fungi, Ascomycota, Eurotiomycetes, Eurotiales, Trichocomaceae. Bases 1 to 744 code for a protein of 247 amino acids.
AUGCUCAUCGACGGUGAGAAGUGGGCUUGUGAAGCUUGCGUGCGAGGCCACCGCGUGUCAAGCUGCCGACAUCAUGAUCGCCCGUUAAUUCGAAUCAACAAAAAAGGCCGGCCGUUCUCUGUCUGCUGCAUUUGUCGCGGUCCUUGCAUCGACCGAGAAGAACACAGCAAGCUCAACCGCGACAAAAAGUCUGAUGGUGAGAGCGAUAGCAAAUCCUCUGGAAAAAGCCACAGACAAGCCGUCCGACGUCGAAUCCGGCCAUCCUCAUUCGCACGCAUUGCACCACAUCCUGCGACACCACUCCCGUCGUCAAGUGAGCAAUUUACGCCUACUAGCCAGUCUGCUCCUCUCUUGUCCCACCUAUCACAACCUUCGCCACCUCUACUUCCAUCAUCUGCCCGCUCACGCUCUGUUGCUGACCAGGCCACGACGACUACGACUACCACUACGACUAUGACGACCAUGACCAUGACCACGACCAGUCCGCCACCGGCCAGUUUUGACUUGUCGGUCCCGUAUAUGGCUCCGGCGGAGGCUGUACCUCCGCUGGGCUAUCCUUUUGCGACGCUUCCGACUAUGGAAGAACCAUUUCUGCAGCCAGCACAUCCAGUGCCUUCAAUGUAUGCUGACGAAGCCUUGUUUGGACCACUCGACGCCAGCUUUGUGCCAGACUCGAUGUAUUCCGGGUUUGAAGACGUCGACGCUCUUCCGGAAGACUGGUCGACAUUUUUCUGGAGCGAUUGA